UCUCUUUCUCUUUCUCUCUUUGACGAGAACGACGACGCGCGUGCGGGCUCUUUUAACUCGUGCACGGCCCUACGACUUCGGCACGGCCCUUAUUGCGGCUCGCGAUCGGGGCGUGAAAAUCAAUAACGUGCUUGCGAAAACGAGAUCUCGACAUUAACGGCAGCGCGGACCGGACCAACGAACGAACGUUAACCUCUCGCACGAUCGAAUCAUCCCAAGAAGAUGUCUUCUCUCUUUCUCUCUCUCUCUCUCUCUCCUUCUCUCUCUCUCCCCUUCUCUCUCUUUCUUUUUCUCUUUCUCUCUGUCUUCUGUCUGUCCGUCUGUCUCUGUCUUUCUUUCUUUCUUUCUUUCGUUCUUUCUUUCUUUCUUUCUUUCUAUUUCUAUAUCUCUUUCUUACUCUCUCUCACGCUUCUUCACUUUGUUUUAAUUCUGAUUUUUCGUCUCUUCUCUUUUCUUUUCUUUCCUUUCCUUUUUUUUUCACUCUCUUUCAUUCUCACAAGGACAACAACGAGAAAUGCCGACAGUUAAUCGUCUGUCGCAUGAGAAUACUCUUAUAUUUCCCUCUCCUUUUUUCUCUUUUUCUUUUCUUAACCCUUCUCUUUUGCUUUCUCUAUCUCUCUAUUUCUAUCUUUAUUUCUCUUUAUCUAUUUCUCUCUUUCUCUCUCCGAAAAAACAAUUCAAAAAUAAUCAUCGUUUCCCGGCACGUUUUAUUUAUAGCACGUAGUGCCUCGUGUAUGUGCAGGCUUUUUCCUUGAAACAUAUAUCUACGAAUACCUCGUGUUUUUGCACUUGGUAACGCCUUAGAAAAAGGAAUACCGAUGAAGGAGCGAGACGAAGAGAGAGAGAGAGAGAGAGAAAGAGAGGGUUGGAGGGAGAGGGAGACAGACGAAUCUGUCGUGUGCGACGAAGAGUUAAAUAAAAACCCAGUGGAAGGGUUUUCGGCAGGCCUCAUUGACGACAAUGAUAUUUAUAGAUGGGAAGUACUUAUUAUUGGACCUCCGGAUACGUUAUACGAAGGUGGAUUUUUCAAAGCACAUUUACAAUUUCCAAAAGAAUAUCCACUUAGGCCACCAAGAAUGAAAUUUAUAACUGAAAUUUGGCAUCCAAACAUCGAGAAAAAUGGUGAUGUAUGUAUAUCGAUUUUACAUGAGCCUGGAGAUGAUAAAUGGGGCUAUGAGAAAGCGUCGGAACGGUGGUUGCCAGUUCACACAGUCGAGACUAUUCUCAUAAGCGUUAUUAGUAUGCUCGCAGAUCCAAAUGACGAAAGUCCUGCUAACGUGGAUGCUGCCAAAGAAUGGCGGGAGAGUUAUACAGAAUUCAAACGAAAGGUGGCAAGGUGCGUCAGAAAAAGCCAAGAGGAGUGUUUGUAGGGGAUGAAUAAAUAUUCAACUGGAAAGACUUAUUUAAUUCUGGCAAUUUUAAUUCAGGGAAGCCGUAAGCACUGGAAGAAAGAAACCGAUGCUCGACAUAAAGCUAACGGAUAACAGUGCCACUAAAAACGGAUUAAGCCUGACCCAUCCUUACGCUGAGAGAGGGGAAAAGAGCGUGUGAAAAACUAAGACAAAUUCGCACGUCUCUAUCGAAUCAAUUAAAGCCACACCGUCACCGAUGUACCAUCCAUCGAUAUAUGAAGAUCAUGAAGAGAACACAUACACAGCUCACCUUUUUCAUAAUAAACAGCUAAAACUAAUUUACACGUAUACAUAAUGCAAAAAAAUCAUCUGUACGAUUAUUACCUUAAUAUUAAUAGUUAAUGUAAACUUAACUUCCCCACUUCUCCUGUACCCACGAUAAAUCCCAUCGCCCUCCGCCCGAAGAAAAAAAAAAAAAUAAGAAAAAAAAACAAAACCUUGUAAUUUAAAAUAAUACGUUUAUGUUUAUCGAUCAAUAAUAAUUCCUUAGUGUCGUUUCGUAUUUUCUUACUUUCGUAAAUAUAUAUAAAUAAAUUUUUGUAAAGUUCGAAAAACGGGAUAUACUACAAUCGUUGAAUGUAAUGUCAGCAAAAUGGAAGAAGAAAUACAUGCGAAUUAAUUGUAAACUGUUGCGGAUGAAAUAUUGUCAGUUAAUAAUGAUAAUGAUAAUAGACAGCGUAUUAAAAACGCAACGAUGUAAAAACAAAAGAAAAAGAAAGAAAAAAAGAAUGUCAAAUUCCGCAGAAUCGUGCGUUGCCAAAAUAAUGAUGAAUUCUAAUCGAAGUGAUAAUAAUACUAGUAAUAACGAAUAAUAAUAAUAAUAAUGAUAUUAAUAAUAAUCUACUAUUGUCAGCUAGCGAACAUUUUACGUAAGAAUUGGGUACAAUUUGUACUAACUUUUGAAUGGUGCCACCAUAUUGACGAAACAAGUCGCUGUUUAUCUUCUUCCCUUCUUUUAAAUCUGAAGUUAUACGAUUAUACGCCAUAGGAAAAAAAAGAAAGAAAGAAAGAAAAAAGGUUUAACUUAAAAUCGAAACGAUUUUUGUCCAACUUUACAUCAUUUGGUAUUGUCAAUUAAAUUUUAAAACUGAAGUGCAGAAACUGCUUAUAUCAA
Vespula vulgaris is the source of this 2526-nucleotide messenger RNA. RefSeq names its product ubiquitin-conjugating enzyme E2 G1 (gene Ube2g1). The record is from RefSeq and is a predicted model, not a curated record. The transcript is spliced from 6 exons. Bases 819 to 1370 code for a protein of 183 amino acids. Gene Ontology annotation, molecular function: ubiquitin conjugating enzyme activity. Lineage: Eukaryota; Metazoa; Arthropoda; Insecta; Hymenoptera; Vespidae. Gene Ontology annotation, biological process: proteasome-mediated ubiquitin-dependent protein catabolic process; protein polyubiquitination.